CUAUUUUCAUAUUUAUAUUUUUAGGGUGCAUAUAUAAUAUAUAUGGAAAAAGGGUAAAAUGAAAAGAACCUUUGAUCAAUCAGUUGAAAAGAUUGAAAGUAAUGUUGUUGUCAUAUCUGCUGGAUAUAUAUCAACUGACUCAAGUCCAGAGCCUGAAGUUGUUAAAGAUAACAAAAAAAGCAAUGCUAAGGAACAAACAAAUGCUGUAACUUUAGAGUCUGAAAAUCUACUAGGUCAAUCACCUAUGUACGCAAACGUGAGAUUCCCACCAGUUAUCUAUCAGCAUCAGAUACCAUCAGUUCGUAUGGGACCACCUUAUCCUGGUGUCAGACAUCAAAUGUCUUAUCGACCACAAUUUCAACCAGCCAGAAAAUUUCCUACAAUACCAGUUUUCAGAAAUCGUUUGUUUUUACCAGGAUCAGAUGUGCCAUCAACACUGAUAGCAACAAUAAACUUGGAUGAUGAUGUCAGUUCUACUUCAUCAGCUACCUCUACUGCUUCAGAAGACGAAACAGAUAAUGGAAGUACACAAUCAUCCUCAAACUCAGCUAAACCAAGCCAAGCACCUGUUGUUAAAUCAGAGUUUAGAGCUGAAGGGAAAGCUAUAAUGAGCUCUGGUCAAGCUAGAGUCCUUGCCCCAAUUGUAAUUGAUGACUCUGAUGAUGAAAGUCCACAAACUAGUCCACAGGCAGUUGUGAAAAAAGCAAAAAUUUCAGUUGAGAAGUAUGCAAAAAAGUCAUCACCAACAUCAGAUUUGUCAGAUUUGUUGAACCUGCUUCCAUGCAGUGAUUCAGAUGAAGAUAUGACAGAAUUCUUACAAUAUGGUAUGGGUAUGAUUAACCAAGAAGAUCUCAUAAAGAAAAUAUUAACUGCUCCACUUUCAGAGAAACCAAAACGAUUGAACCAAAAAGGGUUGUAUUCUCAUGUAAAACAUGGUUUAAUAGGAAAGGUCAUGGCAUUUUUGAAUGUUGGAACCAACCCUGCUGCCCAAGUGAAAGGUGAAGAGGGUAGGACAGCUCUACAUAUAGCUGCAUCUAAGGGUUAUUUGGAUAUGCUCUUGGUAUUACUAUAUAAAGCUGGCACUAAAAGAGUUGACAUUAGAGAUAACAACAACAGGACACCAUUGUUCUAUGCUGUGGAAAAAAAGCAUUUAAGUGUUGCUCAGUUUCUAGUAAAGGCAGGUGCUGACUUCAGAAUUAGAAAUACAGAGGGUAUGAACUUGCUUCAUGCUGCUUCACGAAGAGGUUCUAUUGAGCUUGUUAGAUGGUUGGUAAAAAUUGGUAUAUCCUUGAAUGAACAGGAUAAAUAUGGUUGGACUGCAUUGAUGUGGGCAGCAGAAAAUGAUGCUAAUCAUUUGUUGAUGAGAUAUUUGAUUAAAAAAGGUGCAUACACAAAUCUGUUAGAUAAUGAAAUGAACAUUUGCUUGCAUUGGUCUGCUAUUUCUGGAUCAUUUGAAUGCACUAGAGAGUUAGUUUCCGAUUCUGCAAUUGCUGAUGUUAAUACUAGGAACAAAUUCGGUGAAACUCCCUUACAUGUUGCAGCAAAAGGUGAUCAUUAUCAUGUGACGCAGUUCCUUUUGCUUCAUGGGGCAAAUCACAAAAUAAAGAACAAGAAUAAUGAAACAGCACUUGAAGUAUGUCCAGCAAGCUCUAAAACAUUUCAUUGUAUCAGAAUAAGAGAUGAAGUUGUGGAUGACGAUCUGAAAAAAUCACACUACAUGUAUAUAAAUGAUAUCUCACAUGGAAAAGAAAGAAUUCCUAUUAGCUGCAUAAACCAGCUUGAUGAUGAACCUUUUUUGGAUGAUUUUAUUUAUAUAACUAAACCUGAAGAAUCCGGUCAUGUCAGUGUUAAGCGUGGACUUUCAACAGUCAGGCCCUGUAAAUGCACUGGAGCGUGUGUUGACUGUAAAUGUAUACAACUAUCUGAAAAACAAAAACUUUGGUAUUUAGAUGAUGGAAAGAUAGAUGUAGCUAUAUUUGACGAAGAGUCACCAGUGCUAUAUGAAUGCACUCCUCUAUGUUCUUGUUGGAGUUACUGUCCAAAUAGGUUAGUUCAAAAAGGAAUACAACACCAAUUGCAAGUAUUUAAAACACGAAAUAAAGGUUGGGGCUUACGUACUCUCGUUCCGAUACAACAGGGAGCUUUCAUUUUAUCGUAUGUUGGUGAAUUGAUUACAGAUGAAGAAGCGGAAAGAAGAAAUGAAGAUACUUAUUUGUUUAAUUUAGAUUUAAAGACUUCCGGUGACGAACCGAACUGCAUGGACGCGUUGAAAUAUGGUAACUGUGGAAGGUUUAUUAACCAUUCUUGUGAUGCCAAUAUGAGAGCUGUAAAACUAUUCACAUCACACCGGGACAUUUCUUUUCCAGAAAUUGCAUUUUUUGCAUUUCGCGAGAUAGAAAUAAAGGAAGAAUUGUGUUUUAAUUAUGGAGAUUCGUUUUGGGACGUCAAGUUGGAAUAUGGAGAAUACUGUAAAUGUCACUCUGAAAACUGUCAGUACAGCAGAUGAUUCAAGUUGUUCGUAAAUCCUUGGUCCUCCAAGGUAAAUCUUAUUAAUCCAAAUAUUUGCCUCGCAUUAGUUAAUUUAUUGAACUACUUUUAGGCAUCUCUUCAUUGUAAGAGAAUUUUAUUUUAUAAAAAAUAGGUGUAUAUUUCUGUAUCGAAUUUUGUUAUAUAUUUUAAUAUUUUUACCUAAAAUCACCAAAUGUAUAUUUGUAACUAGAAUAUUAUUAAAUAAAUAGUUAAAA
Hydractinia symbiolongicarpus is the source of this 2744-nucleotide messenger RNA. RefSeq names its product histone-lysine N-methyltransferase EHMT2-like. The record is from RefSeq and is a predicted model, not a curated record. Bases 59 to 2506 code for a protein of 815 amino acids. The transcript has 27 exons. Gene Ontology annotation, cellular component: nucleus. Lineage: Eukaryota; Metazoa; Cnidaria; Hydrozoa; Anthoathecata; Hydractiniidae. Gene Ontology annotation, molecular function: protein-lysine N-methyltransferase activity; p53 binding; zinc ion binding.